This is a messenger RNA of Drosophila busckii, 1837 nucleotides long. RefSeq lists its product as uncharacterized. The record is from RefSeq and is a predicted model, not a curated record. The transcript has 3 exons. The annotation marks the transcript as partial. Lineage: Eukaryota; Metazoa; Arthropoda; Insecta; Diptera; Drosophilidae.
CUCGCCGCUGGGCAUAAUGGAGCAGGAGCCGCCGGCGGUGCUAGCUCAAAGGAGCAGCAGCUGGCGGAUGCGUUCUGUGGCCUGGGAUUGACUGGUACGAAUGCCACAAGCGCAAAUAAUCAUGCCGAACGAUCACGGGCCGCACCCAUACGCACGCCCUCCACAUCCUCCAGCGAGGAAGAGGAGGAUGUCGAUGUGGAUAUUGACGAACAGCUGUGGACGCCCACCGACCUGACAUCGGUGGGCGACGUAUCGGAGCGCUACUCCGAUAUCGCGCAGCUGCUCGUUAGACAGCAGAAGAAGCAGCUGCCACGCCCUCAAACCAACUGGGCUUUGGGCGAUGGCUACGAUAUGGGUGCCUAUAAUCAGAUCAGUGGUGUCUGGCCAAUGGGCCAUCCGCUGCCGUUGCCCGAUUGGCAGCCCAGCGAUGAGUCCAGCAAGGACACACUAAUCUUUGAGAACGUUUGGCAGUAUGAAGAGUUUAAUAGCAUUGUGGAGACGGCACUGCAGCGCAUGCUGGAGGAGACACACUACAACACCGUGAACCUCUUUAUGGACUUUUAUCGCAGCUUUAAGCGUACGCGUCGUUCCGAUUUGCGUAGCUUCUUUCAGUUCUACGAUAUUCCUAUCAAUCGUCGCCAUCACAUGUGCGUCUCGCUAGCCUUUGAGAUAAUGGCGCGACUGGUGCAAAUGUUUCCUCAGCUGGGACAGUAUCUUUAUGUGGUGUCCUGCGAGGAGCAGGUGAUGGACUGCAAUGAAUAUGUGCAAGUCGAUGAGGAAUACGGCUUGAACUCGGCCGAUGCGGGCGUAGAGAAGGAGCAUGUAAUGGUUGCCAUGCGUUUUGCCAUUGGCGAUCGUCAGGGUGUCAUGAUACUCGAUCCAGGUUACCAUGUAGGUCGCGCAGUGACAGUCAUGUACGAUCAGAGCUAUCCCCAUACAGGCUGGUUCAAUCAAUCCAAGGAGGUUCAUCUGCAGAGAGACUACUGCUAUGUCAUAAGCCAGCACAGCAACAAGUUUGUGGAAUGGAAGGAGCGUGAGAUACGCGGUGAUGAGGCCACAUUCAAAACCUCGUUAAUUUACGUAGCCCAGGAAUAUCUAACAGCUGUGGAUGUAACUGUGCGCCGUAAUCUGGCGUACAAUUUCCGUUCGCUGUUGUCACGCGAUGCCAAGGGACGUGUCUAUGCUGGUCUCUACUUUCCACUGGUGUCCAAUGUGCAGGAGGCCCAUCUAACGCUCUUCUACGAUGGUCCCAAUGAGCAGCGUGUGAAAACCAAGCUCAUGUUUAGCGCCUUUAAGGGCAAGCUGCCGGAUUAUGUGUCUCAGCACUUGGUCAAGUUGGCACCACAGCUAAAUAUGUCACUGCAUGACUUAACGGAGCUUUGCAAGUCGCUCUGUGAGGUGGUUUCUGAUCAGAACUUCAUCACCCAGGUGCUGGCCAUCAACGAAGACAUUGGCGCCAUGUCCAUUGAGAAUUGACAGUUAAAGCAUCCUAAGAAUGCUGCUGCAACAUCAAUUAAGGAGUUAAAGAAACACAGCGACGAUGCAGCUGCAACUUAGAUUUCCACAUGCAAUAUUAAAAAAAAUACUUUUACCUUUCCAAACAAAAUUUAAUAUAUAUUAACAAUAUAUACCACACAUAUGUAAUAAUUUUAAAGCACCUAGUUGCACACAAUUUAGUAAUACACAAUACAAUAUUUGAAACUAUAUACACAAACACUUACACACACAUAACUACACUGAAUUAAACACUAGUAUGCUUUAUACAACAAAAUUAAACUUAAUCAAAAUCUUAAGCUUACAAAUUACAAUACAUAUGUACUUAGAUUUCGAUUUUAGC